This is a messenger RNA of Drosophila kikkawai, 1622 nucleotides long. RefSeq names its product DNA polymerase delta interacting protein 2 (gene POLDIP2). The record is from RefSeq and is a predicted model, not a curated record. Gene Ontology annotation, molecular function: DNA binding. Gene Ontology annotation, biological process: error-free translesion synthesis. Gene Ontology annotation, cellular component: mitochondrial nucleoid; nucleus. NCBI's taxonomy places the organism in Eukaryota, Metazoa, Arthropoda, Insecta, Diptera, Drosophilidae.
GUGGUAUCGGGAAAUCGGACUCGGCGCAAUCGCCUGGUGUUUUUUUUUUUCCAGUGCCGAAAACAAAAUCAAAAUUUUCAUAACAAUGUCGAAUUAGUAGAGACUCUUACAAAAUUUUGAAGCACAUGUACCCCGUUACACAGAAGCUAUCGCGAGAACCCAGCGUCAGAAGCAGCAGUAGCCGCAGAUCGCAGAUCGUUGCAUAAAUCCCGCAGUUCCCCCUCCGAGACAGCGAAGCCAAGAGGUGCUCCCCGCUCCCGGCGAACUUUGGAUGCGCCGCGAUGGGCUUGCUGGUGCAAGUGUUCAAGUGGGAUCAGCGAUGGCGUCUUCUGCAGCGGUGCGAUCUCGUGCUGAGGCGGACAAUCAAGAAGCAGGCGGUUCACCCAACCAAACUUGCCGAGGUGGGGCGACUUAUGGAGGCACGCGAUGACCGCUACGAAACUGGACAGCUCUUCCUGCACCGCAUCUUCGGCUACCGUGGAGUCAUCCUGUUCCCCUGGACGGCACGCGUCUACGAUCGAGACCUGCACAACCCGAGCAAGGUCAACGCCACGGCGACGACGCCAACUCCGUCGCAGCAGCAACGCACCAAAGAAGCCUCGAUUAGGGUUAAGGCCAGCACCUCAACUCCGCCGGAGGCCAACACGGCAGAUGCCACCACCUCAACCGCCUACCUGACUAAUGCGCCCGGCGUGACGGAGACCACCGGCAAUGUAGAAGCCGCGACACAGGUGGACCCGAAGGAGGUUAAGGGCAAAGUGCAAACCUUUUACCAGGUGCUCAUCGACACCCGCGACUGUCCGCACAUUCGUGCACAGACCGAGGCGGUUACCUUUUUGGGCAACCAGGACUCCAACCGGAGCCUGUACGCCAUACCCGGGCUUGACUAUGUGUCCCACGAGGACAUUAUGCCCUACAGCUCCAGCGAGAAGAGUCCGCUGCAGCACGAGCUAUUCGACAAGUUCCUCACGCACGCACCGGACGCCGAUCCACCGUUCGUGGGUCAAGACACGCUGAAGGCGUGGCAGGAGAAGAACCACCCAUGGCUGGACAUGAGCGACGUACACAAGGAAACCACGGAGAACGUGCGGAUUACAGUAAUCCCCUUUUAUAUGGGUUGCCGUGAGACGCCAGCUAGUUCGGUAUACUGGUGGCGGUAUUGCAUCCGAUUGGAAAACCUCGGCAAGGCAAGCGUCCAGCUGCGCGAGAGGCAUUGGCGUAUCUUUUCGCUAUCUGGCACUUUGGAGACGGUACGCGGCAGGGGAGUGGUGGGCCAGGAGCCCAUCCUCAGCCCACGACUGCCCGCCUUCCAGUACAGCAGUCACGUGAGUCUGCAGGCGCCCAGCGGCCAUAUGUGGGGCACCUUCCGACUAGAGCGCGAGGAUGGCUACUCCUUCGAUUGUAAGAUUCCGCCCUUUUCGUUGGAAAGCAAGCCUGAUGAUUUGGGGCCGUCCACAUCGGUCACGCCCACCACCCACGGCCAUGACGCGGGCGAUGGCAAGCGCGACGAUCGCGACUAGGAGGCAAUUUGUUGAUCCGUAGUUAAAUGAUUUUAAAACGCAAUCUUCUCUGACAAUGCAUGCGUACAUGUGUUUAGUGCAAAUUACAAAAAUCAACAAGGA